UGACUACAUCUAAUCAUCAUCUCAAACCCUAAAUUUUAUUUCACCCCCAAUCUUCUUCCCAAAAUCCCCACUUAAAGUUUCUCUCUCUGCGAAUCAAAUCUCUCUCUCUCUCUCUCUCCAUUCUUCGUCGUCAUGGCUACGAUUAUCUCCUGCUCCAUUCCAUCGACGAUCCGAGCAUCAUCCGGACCCGGAUCCUCCAGAAAACCGGACCCAAACCGCAAGAAACCAGCUUCCUCAGUUUCUUGGUGGGCACCCCUCUUCGGCUGGUCCUCCGAUCCCGAUUACGUCAACUCUGACAGCUCUCUGACGAGUAGGGAGUCGAUUCCGGACAAGAUUGAGAACUCCGAGUCGGGUCAGGAUCCGGGUCGAUCCGUUCAGAGAUCCACGCUCGGGUGCUUCACGGAGGAGAAGGCUAAGCAGCUGCGGAGGAAGAUCGCCGAGGGAUCGGCGUUUCACGACGUAAUGUACCAUUCCGCGAUUGCGUCGCGGCUAGCGUCUGACCUCUCUGGUCGGGUCGAGAAGUAAACGGGUCGGCCCGAGAUCCGUACGGACCAACGAAUAACAUAAAUUAGUUCGUUGAAAUGUACUUUUUUUUUCGGUAUUUCCUGUAUGUUUCUGUGCGGUGAAGAACAGCUGCUUUCGGUGUUGCUUUUUUAUCAGAACCGUUGGAUCGCGCUUGAUGUUGUAUCUUGUAAACCGGUGGAAUCGUAUAAUAUCUCUGGUGUCAAUAAUGUCUCUGUCUAAUACAUAUGGGCUUCUUCUCCCUGAA
Messenger RNA from Tarenaya hassleriana, 769 nucleotides. RefSeq lists its product as uncharacterized. The transcript has a single exon. Lineage: Eukaryota; Viridiplantae; Streptophyta; Magnoliopsida; Brassicales; Cleomaceae. The record is from RefSeq and is a predicted model, not a curated record. Bases 133 to 525 code for a protein of 130 amino acids.